Messenger RNA from Equus caballus (horse), 2291 nucleotides. It is a transcript of the gene DAP, whose product is annotated as death associated protein. NCBI's taxonomy places the organism in Eukaryota, Metazoa, Chordata, Mammalia, Perissodactyla, Equidae. Gene Ontology annotation, biological process: cellular response to amino acid starvation; negative regulation of autophagy; apoptotic signaling pathway. The record is from RefSeq and is a predicted model, not a curated record. Gene Ontology annotation, molecular function: death domain binding.
CGCGCGCGGCCCCGCCGCCUCGCGCGCGCGCCUCCCUCGCUCCCGGGAGCUCCCGCUCGCGCGCACCGUGCUGCCAGCCCGCGAGUCCGCCGCCGUGCCAGCGCCUCGGAAACGCGGUGCACCAUGUCUUCACCUCCCGAGGGGAAGCUGGAGACCAAAGCCGGACACCCGCCCGCCGUGAAAGCCGGUGGAAUGCGAAUUGUGCAGAAGCACCCACAUUCUGGAGACACCAAAGAAGAGAAAGACAAGGAUGACCAAGAAUGGGAAAGCCCCAGUCCGCCCAAACCGACCGUGUUCAUCUCUGGUGUUAUCGCCCGGGGCGACAAAGACUUCCCCCCGGCGGCCGCCCAGGUGGCUCACCAGAAGCCCCACGCCUCCAUGGACAAGCACACUUCGCCAAGAACCCAGCACAUCCAGCAGCCUCGCAAGUGACCGGCGAGGACAGCACCCUCACCAGCCGCGCCUCGGUGCCCCGACCUUUGGUGUUUCCCCGGCAAGAGAACUGGCAUUGUCUUCAAAAUCCUGCUCCACUGGGAAAUCUAAGACAAAGCAAAGCGCCCCUUCCUUUGCCUUAAAUUUCCAUAUCUAAAACUAGAAACAGAUCAGACCCCAAACUUUGUUUUGUGGGAGUCCUGGCUGGUGCCUUAUGAGGAUCAUUGUGUCCCAAAAGUGUCAUUAGCAGAACAGGCCACACCCUGAGUAAAAUGAACUUGUCCAGAAUUUAGCUUUAGUUCCAUUUCAGCCAUGGCCUAAGUCUCUCCCUGUGGCCUUAAAAGCCAGAGGGCACAAACGUGGGAGGAUAAGAGGAAGGUCAGAAAGGCGCCAUGGAUUCAUGCUUUUUAGUAACAGGACAACAAAGUCUUAGCACCUAGGGGAGGGUAAGAAGGGCAGGUGCACAUUACAGGGGCAGGUUUCAGAGGCGGAGCGGGGGAGACUCGAAACAAACAGCUACGCUGAGCCUGCCUCCGUCCCUCUGGGAUGAGGGCCCACUGCCCAGGGCGACCCCAGCGCUCCCAGGAAAGCCAAGGAAAAGCGCGCAUCUUUGAAAUGGCCCUUUUGUUCCAGGAGUCGUUGUGCUGAAAAAUUAGAAUGUAGGUAGUUUGCCCAAAGUGGGUACUUCUGGAAUGGGUCCCACGUCCCACCCUGCCUCACCAUCCACGCAGGCUCCGCUUGGAAAACCGAGGCCAUCCUACAUUUUUUCAGUAGUCGCCUCUAGAGCUGCCUUUGAGUUCUGGAAGUGAUCACUGACCAGGCAGAGGAAUAGACGUAUAGCCAAUUCUGGAACAGCAGAGUGAAAGCAUUGAAUCCCGGAUAGACCAGAUGAAAACCUGCCCUUUAUCUCCCUAGGGAACAGUAGAAACACCACAUUCCAUUUGAGCUAGAAAAGCCUGUUUGUCAAUCAGUCAGACUGUCCAGAUUCCUCUGCCCGAGAGCCAUUUGCCUGGGCCCGUGUCCUCUCAGGCACGUCAUGUCAUUCUCCCCUUUCUGCACGCACUUCCGGCCCAGAGCCUCCCUGGGCUGCUUGCUGGCUCCCAGCUCUGUAGUGCCUGCUUUCCUGAAGAGCCGGAGGGCUCGUGGACUCAGAUGCUAACUUCUUCCGGAGCAGAUGCUUUUGGAAAAGAUGGGCCCCGGCUGUCUGCUUACCAGCAGCGGCCUUUGCUGCCGGUCAGCAGUGGUGCCAGGAGCAGCCUGCCCCCCACCAGCCUUUUGAUGCCGUUAUCAAAUCCACGUCUGCCCAAUGGUAAGAGUGGUACAGACCUAGUCAGACCCACCUCUGGCUCUUCCCUAAGGGAGAAGCGCACACUGCUUCAAGUUCUAGGGCAACGUUUGGUUUCCCAUCUCACCGACUCGCGGAAGCCAGGUCUAACGCUCAAGGUGCCGUGUUGUCACAUCUGGUAUUUCUUAAUUGCUGAGAUGGUGGUGUAAACUGAGGCUGCUUUUAGCAAUGCAGACUGGGUGGGCCGCGCUGCCGUGGGCCCACCGAGCAAGCAGACUCCUCCUGGAGCCGGCCCCUGAGGAGGGACGUGCAGAGCAGGCAGCGCUAGGGCUGACCUGUGCAGACGGUUGUGCCCUUCACUGCAGAAAUUCAGACGCAUCCUUGAUACUUCCCAGCUCUGGGCCAGGAGCAUCAUGCUGUUCCCCAGGGUCACUGUUCAUGUGCUGUGAGCUACGUCUGGCGUGUGUCUGUGGGCUCGAGAUCGUUGGAAGCAAAAUGUUUUCCUGAAUGAGUUUAUCGAUUGUCAACUUCAAGAGUAAUAACGAUUAUAAUAAAGCUCCUGCCUUUCUUCUCA